AUGAGGUCGAUGUUCGUGAGUCAUGUGUCCGUGUCAAGAAACCAAAUCCUAAGACAACAAUUUAAAACACAACUUAUUCGUCCACAGUUUUCGUGCAGGAGAAGUUUCUCUGAGGUCAAACUCUUGGGUCGAGGUUGGAGAAGAAGAAUCAAAACGAAUCGGCCUUACCCUUUAAACUGUCUUUUGUUUAUGCACGUCACCUGUUCGAUGAAAUGCCUCAUAGAGCUGGCCAUGAGAUCCCCAAGAACCCUGGAGGUUUGGAAGCUAGGCACUGUGAACUAUUUGAAAUCCCUUAAACUUCAAGACAAGUUGGUUUCGGAGAGAAAAGCGAAUCAAAUCCCCGAUACCCUCCUCUCGCUUCAGCAUCCACCAACUUACACGCUCGGAAAACGUAGAACCGAUCACAACCUACUGAUCCCUGAAGCUGAACUCGCGAAAAUCGGAGCUGAGCUUCAUUAUACUCAAAGAGGAGGAGAUAUCACUUUCCAUGGCCCUCGUCAAGCCAUCUUAUAUCCCAUCAUAUCCUUACGCAGCAUCGGUAUCGGUGCUAGGAACUAUGUAGAGGCUUUGGAGCGGUCGAUGAUCGAAUUUGCUUCGGUUUAUGGCGUGAAGGCUCGCGCAGGACACAAAGGUGAGACAGGGGUUUGGGUCGGAGAUAGGAAGAUGGGUGCGAUUGGGGUUCGGAUAUCCUCUGGGAUCACUUGUCACGGUUUGGCCUUUAACAUAGAUCCUGAUUUGAACUACUUCGAGCACAUUGUGCCUUGUGGAAUUGCUGAUAAAGAAGUUACAUCUUUGAGAAGAGAGACAGAUACUCUGCUUCCUUCAGACGAGGUGAUUCAUCAACAGCUGGUUUCUUGUUUGGCCAAUGUGUUUUCUUAUGAUGAUGUUGUGUGGAAGGAGGAUCCUACCGUCAUUUUGGAACACCCAUGAGGAUAACGAAUAAUAAUUCCAAGUUUAUAUGCGGUUAUGUUUCAGUUAUUAAAGUUUUACAGCAAAAACAUUGUUGCAGAUUCAUAUUUGAUUUGUACAAAAUAUUGUUUACAUCCUUUGUGAUGUAAGAAUUGAGCCUGCUUAUGUUUCUUAUCUUUCUUACUCUUUGACAUUCGAAGAUGAUGAUGAUCAUCAUCAUCCACAACAACAAGAGCAGCAUAAAGAACAAGGGAUGUUGUCAGCAGAAGCUGGCGAAUAAGUUUAGCAGCUUCAAAGGUAAGCUGAAGCAGAUGACGGCUAAGAAUGAAAAGAGUGUUGUUGUAAC
Messenger RNA from Thlaspi arvense, 1255 nucleotides. The record is from the annotation of a GenBank genome assembly. NCBI's taxonomy places the organism in Eukaryota, Viridiplantae, Streptophyta, Magnoliopsida, Brassicales, Brassicaceae.